This is a messenger RNA of Branchiostoma floridae (Florida lancelet), 587 nucleotides long. RefSeq names its product zinc finger protein 782-like. Gene Ontology annotation, molecular function: RNA polymerase II cis-regulatory region sequence-specific DNA binding; DNA-binding transcription factor activity, RNA polymerase II-specific. NCBI's taxonomy places the organism in Eukaryota, Metazoa, Chordata, Leptocardii, Amphioxiformes, Branchiostomatidae. The transcript has 3 exons. Gene Ontology annotation, biological process: regulation of transcription by RNA polymerase II. The record is from RefSeq and is a predicted model, not a curated record. Bases 96 to 587 code for a protein of 163 amino acids.
UCUUGAGCCAAAGGAGUUCCGCCGUCAUUUUGCAGUGAUUCAAUCUGUGACGGUGCAUCCACUAAGUUCCAGACGUUUAUCCAGAUAUCUGUGACAUGGCGACAACAGACAGCGUACAAGGUGUGGAUGACGUCAGGAGAGGAGCAGCAGGGGGUUCUUCCAACAGUGUUCUCACCUGGCAUGGAGAGAGGUGUGAGGAGUUCGGGGAAGAGCCCAGCGGGCGAGACAAAGGUGUGAGGGUGUACAGGUGUGAGGAGUGCAGCAAGCAGUUUAGUCAGCCAAGUCAUCUGAAAAGCCACAUGCGGGCUCACACUGUAGACAAACCAUACAUGUGUGAGGAGUGCAGUAGACGGUUCAGUCAGCUGGUCAAUCUGAAGACCCACAUGCGUACUCACACAGGGGAGAAACCCUACAGAUGUGAGGAGUGCAGCAGGCAGUUUAGUCAGCUGGGUAAUCUGAAGUCCCACAUGCGAACUCACACAGGUGAGAAACCCUACAGAUGUGAGGAGUGCAGCAGGCAGUUUAGUCACUUAAUAGGUCUAAAGACUCACAUGCGCACCAUUGGUCGGUACAAGGACGUUUUAUGA